Paecilomyces variotii is the source of this 1153-nucleotide messenger RNA. RefSeq lists its product as hypothetical. The record is from RefSeq and is a predicted model, not a curated record. NCBI's taxonomy places the organism in Eukaryota, Fungi, Ascomycota, Eurotiomycetes, Eurotiales, Thermoascaceae. The transcript is spliced from 4 exons. Bases 209 to 1024 code for a protein of 271 amino acids.
GCACUUCAUCCGCAAAUCAUUCGCACUUCAUCCGCAAAUCAUUCGCACUUUAUCCUCAAAUCAUUCGCACUUCAUCCGCAAAUCAUUCGCACUUCAUCCUCAAAUCAUUCGCACUUCAUCCUCAAAUCAUUCGCACUUCAUCCUCAAAUCAUUCGCACUUCAUCCCACUUAUUGCUCUUCUGAAUCCCUUAAAGGUCCGCCUUUCAACAUGGAUUCUCAGCCGGUGUUCAGCCCAGCCUGUCCUAUACCAUACAUUCUCCAACCUGCAGAAAGAAUUCAACAACUAAAAGACUUUCUUCAAACUGAGUUCGGUCAAGUACAGCGCGUUAACGUGGAAGCUCUCAUCAAGCUCUAUGAGAGUGGUGAACUCGGGCCACGCAAACUCGGAGAUGCCCCGGUUUACCUCGUGAAUGGUAAACGGGUGGAGAAGAACCCGUGGGAGGACGAGUCAGUGGCUCCGGGUGAGAUCAAGUGGUGCGAGAAUAUGUACCAUCAAUUCACGCAGCAGUGUGGACCUCAGCCUCAACAAAUGGUCCAAUCUGUCUCAGAUUCGUUUCCUUAUAAUCCGACCUUCAAUAUGCACCAAGUUCAUGCACGGAUUAGGUUACCUCCGCAGUACGGCGGCGACCCACGCUUGACACGGCCUUUCUUAGUCUGUAAUGACACCGGAAGCAAUGUUCUCACAGUCUUCACUUCAGACCUUGCAGUACUCAACUUCAAUCCAACACUACAUGCCGGAGUUAUACAAGGUACCACAUUCAUAACAACCGCAUCCAUAACAACUGCAAGUGGUCAGGUACCUGAGCCUCUUAUAUUUGUUGACAUGCAAAUUCUUACUUCUGCAUUUGUGGAACUCACUCCCUGGUUUCGCGAGACGGCUGUUGUGAAGCCAGAUACUCCGGGAGUCGCGCGCCUCUCAGGUGCAGCAAUGCGCAAUCAUUUGUUCUUUGCUACAGCACCUGGCAAUGCCCGUCUUUAUGUCGCACAGAAGAAGGCUGGGAUUAUCCGAGACCUCCCUGCUUGAGUCUUUACAUGUGGAUGUUGUAAGGGCUAGGUGGAUAGAUAAGAUCAGAUCCGGCCACUUUCGGUACAUAGCCAGGCUAGACGCCAACUGUUGUUGAAGGCCGGAAAAAUUCAGAAAUUUGUUAUCCCC